CCAUUAUUUCCUUAUGCCUAAGUACUGGCCUCAAUUUAUUGUUUCGUUACAGAAUUAUUGGCGAUAUCGUUUAUUCAAUAGAAAUCGUCGUUUGUUUCCGUUGCCAUCUUCCCGAACACAAGCUGAUAUGAUGUCACACGAUUUUAUCCGACAACUUCAAGCCAAUCACGAAGUAUUGGCAUCAAAAAUUGCUCAAAUCGAAUCAACAUUGCAGUUUAAAAAUAAAAAUUCAUCUUCAGCUACAAAUCAAAAGGAUAUUGAAGUCGAAAGACAAAAAUUGAUAUCUGAGAAUCAAAACCUCCGUAAUGAAAUUCAACGUAUUACAAAACGAUUAACAGAUUUGGAAAUUCAAAUCCAAGGCCAAGAUUUAUCGAAAAAAGUUGUCAACGAAUCAUCGGAUCAAAUAUCAAACUCUUCAUCAACGCAACCACAAACACAACCAGCGGCCAAAGUAAUUGCCGUUGAAGCCGAACAAAAGACUGAAAAACAGAAAAAAACUGAGGCAAAACAAGCCAAAUCUGAUACUAAUAAACCUAAAGGUAGCAAAGGAGGUAAAGCGGGCAAUACUGUCGAACCGGAAUCUGAAAGGCCCAUUGAUGCUAGUCGUUUGGAUUUACGUGUUGGAAAAAUAAUCGAUGUUAAAAAACAUCCGGAUGCUGAUUCACUUUAUGUUGAACAAAUUGAUUGUGGUGAAGACAAACCAAGAACUGUUGUGUCAGGUUUGGUUAAAUUUGUUCCUUUAGAAGAAAUGCAAGAUCGUAUGGUUGUCGUCCUUUGUAAUUUGAAACCGGCCAAAAUGCGUGGCAUUGUUUCCGAAGCUAUGGUCAUGUGUGCAUCAACGCCCGAAAAAGUUGAGAUAUUGUCACCACCGGCAGGAUCAAUUCCUGGUGAUCGUGUAACGUUUGCUAAAUUUCCCGGUCAACCUGAUCAACAAUUGAAUCCAAAGAAAAAAAUCUGGGAACAGAUUGCUCCCGAUCUAACAACCAAUGAUAAUUUGGAAGCCACAUACAAAGGCGAUACGUUUAUUGUUGCGGAAAAAGGCAAAUCAGGUGGAACUUCAGCGUCGACAAUUGAUAUUGAUCCAAAAACAGCGGCAGUAUUCAAGCGUAAAAAUUAUCACAUCUUAAAUCGUCUUGGAGCUGGAGCAUUCGGAACUGUUUAUAAAGCUGAACGAAUCAAUCAGCCAAGUGAAUUGACAGCGGUAAAAGUUUUAGAACUAACUCAAAUGUCUGCCAAUUAUCGGGCAAAAUUUUUGCCACGUGAACUUCAAGCAUUGAUCGAAACGAAACAUGAAAACAUAGUCGAUGUUUUUGACAUAAUACGAGCAAAUCAACGGAUCUAUAUUUUUAUGGAAUUUAUGGGAGGUGGUGAUAUUGCAGGUUAUGUACGAAAAAACAAUGGUAUUUCAAUGAAAUUGGCUUGUAUAUGGUUUUUACAGAUAACCAAUGGCCUGCAACAUCUUCAUGAGCAAUUAUUAAUGUGUCAUCGAGAUAUUAAAUUAGACAAUAUGCUAUUGAAUGAUCAAAACAUUGCAAAAUUAUCAGAUUUUGGAUUCGCAAGACAAUCAUUUGAUUCUAAUACUAAUAGGGUUUUAAUGUCAACAACAUUUUGCGGUACAUUGCCUUAUUAUUGUCCUCAAUUGUUACAAAAAGUUCCCUAUGAUCCAUUUAAAGCCGAUGUCUGGGCUAUGGGUGUUUCGUUUUUCAUAAUGCUUGAGAAUCGUUUUCCAUUCCAUUUCAAGGAUAAGCCAUUGAUGUUACAGGAAAUGACCGAUUAUCCAAAAUUCAUUCGAUCCAGAUUCAGCGGGAAUACGCCAAAUGAAGCGAGACGAUUAUUGGAAAUGAUGAUGAAUCCGAAUGAAAAGGAACGUUUAAGUGUAGGCGACGUACAGCAUAAUCGAUGGCUACAUCGAACAGGAUCAACACAAUCUUUUCGAUAUCAAAUUUCCAAAAUGGACAAAGUGAUCCCGAAAGUUCAUGCUGAAGAAGAAGAAGAGGAAGAAUUAGUCGACCCGAUGACUGUAUUACGUGAACAAUGUACGACCGAACAUUGUCAAUCAUUGAAGGAUAAAUAUGAAGCUUGUAAUGAUCGUGUCAAUUCAAGAUCGGCAACUACCGAAAGUUGUUUCGAAGAAAUUGUCGAUUUCCUUCAUUGUGUUGACCAUUGCGUGGCACCGAAAUUGUUUUCCAAACUUGUAUAGCGAUUAUGAAUAAUUUGGAAUGUAAAAUCCUGG
Molecule: messenger RNA, 2233 nt
Organism: Dermatophagoides pteronyssinus (European house dust mite)
Lineage: Eukaryota; Metazoa; Arthropoda; Arachnida; Sarcoptiformes; Pyroglyphidae
Product: testis-specific serine/threonine-protein kinase 4-like
Biological process (GO): protein autophosphorylation; peptidyl-serine phosphorylation; autophagosome assembly
Cellular component (GO): phagophore assembly site; cytoplasm; membrane
Molecular function (GO): ATP binding; protein serine/threonine kinase activity
Source: RefSeq, a predicted model, not a curated record